Molecule: messenger RNA, 2900 nt
Organism: Scophthalmus maximus (turbot)
Lineage: Eukaryota; Metazoa; Chordata; Actinopteri; Pleuronectiformes; Scophthalmidae
Gene: naa15b
Product: N-alpha-acetyltransferase 15, NatA auxiliary subunit b
Exons: 20
Coding region: 155-2749 (864 amino acids)
Biological process (GO): N-terminal peptidyl-methionine acetylation
Cellular component (GO): NatA complex; cytoplasm
Molecular function (GO): protein binding; protein-N-terminal amino-acid acetyltransferase activity
Source: RefSeq, a predicted model, not a curated record
AGGAAGUGUGCGCGGAGAGAAAACGGAGCAAUCGAGCGGAGCGGUUGGAACAGGCGAGCGAGGGCCAUCACUCAGCUCUACUCGUCUGGACUACCGGGGCUAACUCUAGCUACAUGUGCUGAGGUCGAGGGGGAAGCUGAUCUCCACCACAACAAUGCCAACGGUUACUUUACCGCCGAAAGAGAACGCUCUCUUCAAGAGGAUUCUGCGAUGUUACGAACACAAACAGUACAGAAACGGGCUCAAGUUCUGCAAACAAAUCCUGUCCAACCCCAAGUUCGCAGAACAUGGAGAGACCCUGGCGAUGAAGGGCUUGACCCUCAAUUGUCUGGGGAAAAAAGAGGAGGCCUGCGACCUGGUGAGGAGAGGCCUGCGCAAUGACCUCAAGAGCCACGUCUGCUGGCACGUUUAUGGCCUACUGCAGCGCUCGGACAAGAAGUACGACGAGGCCAUCAAGUGUUACCGCAAUGCUCUCAAGUGGGAAAAGGACAACCUGCAGAUCCUCCGAGACCUGUCCAUGCUUCAGAUCCAGAUGCGAGACUUGGAGGGCUACAGGGAGACACGGUACCAGCUGCUGCAGCUGCGUCCAGCCCAGCGGGCUUCCUGGAUUGGCUACGCCAUCGCUUAUCACCUCCUGGAAGACUACGAGAUGGCUGCGAAGAUUAUUGAGGAGUUCAGGAAAACACAACAGACGUCUCCAGACAAAGUGGACUAUGAGUACAGCGAGCUGCUGCUGUACCAGAACCAGGUGCUGAGAGAAGCUGGCCUGUACAAGGAGGCACUCGAGCAUUUGUCCAACUACGAGAAGCAGAUCUGCGACAAACUGGCAGUGGAGGAGACAAGAGGAGAGUUGCUGUUAAAGUUGGAGCGUCUGGAAGAAGCAACAGAAGUUUACCGUCAACUGCAGGAGAGGAACCCAGAGAACUGGUCCUAUUACCGUGGCCUGGAGAACGCCUUAAAACCAAGCAGCGUAGAGGAGAGACACAAGAUCUAUGAGGACGCCUGGGAGAAGUUUCCCAAAGGACUGGUUCCUCGCCGUCUGCCCCUCAACUUUCUCUCUGGUGAGAAGUUCAGAGAGUGUCUGGACAGGUAUCUGAGGAUGAACUUCACUAAAGGCUGUCCGCCGGUCUUCACCACGAUCAAAUCACUGUACAACGACAAAGAAAAGGUGGCUAUAAUAGAGGAGUUGGUGGUCGGCUUUGAAACCUCUUUAAAAAGCUCUAGAAUGUUCAACCAGAACGAUGAUGGAAAGGAGGAGCCUCCGACCACAUUGCUCUGGACACAGUACUUCCUGGCACAGCACUAUGACUUAAUUGGCCAGCAGACACUGGCUUUAGAAUACAUCAACGCAGCCAUUGAGAGCACGCCGACGCUCAUUGAACUCUUCCUCAUCAAAGCCAAGAUUUACAAGCAUGCUGGGAACAUCAAAGAGGCUGCUCAGUGGAUGGAUGAGGCCCAGGCUCUUGACACCGCUGACAGAUUCAUCAACUCCAAGUGUGCCAAGUACAUGCUGAAGGCUGGCAUGAUCAAAGAGGCGGAAGAGAUGUGCUCCAAGUUUACACGGGAGGGAGCAUCCGCAGUGGAGAACCUGAAUGAAAUGCAGUGCAUGUGGUUCCAGACAGAGUGUGCACUCGCCUACAAGGGUAUGAACAAGUUUGGGGAGGCUCUCAAGAAGUGCCACGAGAUCGAAAGGCAUUUUGUGGAGAUCACAGAUGACCAGUUUGAUUUCCACACCUACUGCAUGAGGAAAAUGACGCUUCGCUCCUACGUGGACCUACUGAAGCUGGAGGACGUGCUCCGGAUGCAUCCGUUCUACUACAAGGCAGCCAUCACCGCCAUCCAGAUCUACCUGAGCCUCCAUGACAAUCCCCUGGCUGACGACAACAAGGAGCUACAGGCUGACACUGCUAACCUUUCGGACAAAGAGCUGAAGAAGCUUAGGAACAAGCAGCGGCGAGCCCAGAAGAAGGCCCAGCUGGAGGAGGAGAAGAAGAACGCUGAGAAGGAGAAGCAGCUAAAGAACCAGAAGAAGAAGAAGGAGGAUGAUGACGAGGAGAUCGGAGGGCCCAAAGAGGAGCUCGUUCCUGAAAAACUGGUCAAGGUAGAAAAUCCACUGGAAGAAGCAGUCAAGUUCCUGAUGCCUCUCAAACACCUGGUCAAAGACAAAAUCGACACACACCUACUGGCCUUUGAGAUCUACUUCAGGAAAGAAAAAUACUUGUUAAUGCUCCAGUCAGUGAAGGGAGCGCUGGCUAUUGACCCAGACCACCCAUGGCUACACCAGUGUCUAGUGCGCUUCUUUAAAGGAGUUUCUGAUAGCAAGGAGCUGCCGGAGGUGGUUAGGACUGUGCUGAAGCAGGAGAUCACCCGGCUGUUCGGUGACAGCAACGCCAAGAGCUUCAACCAGGCAUACCUCACCAAGCACUCUUACUCCGUACCACACAGACUGGCUGCUGCUAAGAUGAUGGUGUAUCUGGACUCAGCGACAGAAAUGAAGGCAGCGGAGCUGGCCACUGCACUAGAUGAAUCACUCAACAACAGAACCAUACAGAUAUGCACGGAUGUGCUGGAGUGUCUUUGGAGCGGAGUCCUAGGCGACUGCAAAGAGCGUGUGGAGGCGUACCGCGCUGAGUGUCACAAGCUUUACCCCUACACAUUAGCUUUCAUGCCCCCUGGAUACGAGGAGAACACCAAGAUCGCCAACGGAGACGUUUCUACAGAAACGGAGGAGCUAGCCAACGAGAUGUGAGCGCAAAAGAACAGCAGCGAUUGAGAAAAGGAAAUGGGCCGAGCACGGAGCCUUGUGGUACACCUGGCAGCCAUUUUGUAGAGCCAAACACGGGAAGCAAAAAUGGGUGUUUCGUCCAUUGGCUCAUCUUAUUUUGGUCUGACCUGGCAUG